AUGGCUAGUGAGGAGAGUUUUGUAGUGUUGGUUCACCGCAGAGGAUCGAUUAAGAGGAAAACUCGUUCCGGUGUGAAGUUCACUGAUAAGAAUCCUCUCUGUAUUAUCGUGAGGCCUACAACGAGCUAUGAUGACCUUGUUAGCUCUGUACUGCUGAAACUUGGUCUGGAAGGUGUGAAGCGGGUUAAGAAGUUUUUCUAUCGCAUUCCAAUCACGAUGCUCCAGGAAACCGUGAAGUAUGAUUGUUUCACGAUCGGGAGUGAUGAGGACUUCUCGGGGGGUUCGAAUCGGAAUACCACCACUUUAGCCACGGUAGCCAGUUCUAGCUCCAGACCUGCCGUUGCUUCUUCCUCCGUCCCUGCGUACGAGCCACCCGUCCAACCUGUCGCCUCCCCUUCGUUCGCUGUUGAUCUCAACGGCAGUGUAGGCGACGAGGUCAGAACAGGGGAAUUUCUGCCGACCUCUUUACAAUGUGCUGCACCGCCUGGAGUUAGAGAGGGAUUGUUAGAUGAUCCAGAUGACGAUGAUGUCGAGCCGGAUAUGAUUGCUGAUGACAGUGGCGAUGAUAUUGGAGCGAGUGAGCCUGCCGGGGCGGGAGGUGGUUCUACCUCUGGCACACAGCAGUACCCACCACAUUUUUUCUCUUUGGACUUGGAUGCCAUGGGGCAGGAGGGAGUUCCUGGGCAGCCUGCUGGAUUUGGAGCUAGACGUGCGAAAGGGACUGCUGGUCUGACAGAGUUCCAGGUUGGUCAGCAAUUUCAGGAUAAAGAUGAGGCCCUGUUAAGUGUGAAGACUUAUAGCAUCCACCGAGGGUGUUCUGAGUUCGGGAAUGGGUGCACAUGGUUGAUUCGGCUGAGUUUCCGGCAGCGCAAGGACAUUUGGGAGGUCAAACGGUACAAUGGACCUCAUACCUGUCUCGCCACCACCAUCUCCAGUGACUACAGGAGUUUGGAUUAUCAUGUGAUAUCGGCAUUCAUUAUGUCAAUGGUUAGGGCUGAUGCAUCCGUCAGCAUCAAGGUGCUCCUAAAUGCCAUGGCCGUACACUUUGGGUUUAGGCCGACGUACAGGAGGGUCUGGUUGGCGAAGCAGAAGGCUGUUGCCCUCAUCUACGGUGACUGGGAUGAGUCGUACAACGAGCUCCCUAGGUGGGUGCUGGGAGUCCAGCUGACGAUGCCUGGCACACACUGGCAUGCUGUGUCUAUUCACGGCUUACCUGGCACCCUUACGUCCACCAGGUGUAUCGUCUUAGUUCGGUGUUCAGUUUCCUUACUUGUAGUUGAUAAGUGA
Messenger RNA from Arachis stenosperma, 1287 nucleotides. RefSeq lists its product as uncharacterized. Bases 1 to 1287 code for a protein of 428 amino acids. NCBI's taxonomy places the organism in Eukaryota, Viridiplantae, Streptophyta, Magnoliopsida, Fabales, Fabaceae. The record is from RefSeq and is a predicted model, not a curated record. The transcript has 4 exons.